Dovyalis caffra is the source of this 2370-nucleotide messenger RNA. The record is from the annotation of a GenBank genome assembly. NCBI's taxonomy places the organism in Eukaryota, Viridiplantae, Streptophyta, Magnoliopsida, Malpighiales, Salicaceae.
AUGGCCGAAACCAGAAACCGAAACAAUAAAAAAAUUCCGAUACCGAAAUGUCCAAUUUGCCAAACAGUUUACAACGAUCACUCUCACACACCUCUCCUUCUGCACUGUGGUCACUCUUUCUGCAUAAACUGUUUAUCUCGCCUCCUCCUCUCUUCCUCACCUAAACUAUCACAAAAACCCUCUCUUACCUGUCCUAAAUGCCGACACGUGUCCCCUCUCGGCAACUCCCUCCUUUCCCUCCCUAAAAACUUCUCCCUCCUCUCUUCCAUCCUUGCCUCCUCCUCCUCCUCCUCCGCCUCCGACUCCGAUUCUGACGCCUCCGACGAGGAGAGCGACGCCAAUCCUCGCCAAGUUCUGUGCUCUACAGCACGUGUUGAAUUGGCUGGUAAUUUGUGUAGAGAUCAUGAAUUGAGGAUUGUGAAGGGGAUUGGUGAGGUGAAGUGGAGCGGUUUGUUGGUGAAGGGGAAGGAGUGUAAGCAUAAGGUAGUUGUGAAGAGAGUUAGGGUUGGUGACGUGGCGGAUGGUGAUUGGGUGGAGAAGGAGCUGGAGAAUUUGAGGAGGAAAGUUGUGUGGUGCAGAAAUGUGUGUCGAUUUUACGGCGUAGUGAAGAGUGGAGAGGAUGAUUUGUGUGUUGUGACGGAAAAAUGUUUUGGUUCUGUUAAGGAACAGUUGGAAGGGAACGGUGGCCGCCUCUCUCUUGAUCAAAUUUUGAGGUAUGGAGCGGAUAUUGCACGUGGGGUAAUUGAACUUCAUGCUGCAGGUAUUGUAUGCAUGAACUUAAAGCCAUCCAAUUUUCUUCUAGAUGCAAGUGGUCAUGUGGUGGUUUCUGAUUAUGGACUUCCGAUGAUUCUGAAGAAACCUUCUUGCUCAAAGGGUCUGCUUGUGCCUGAGGUUGAUCUGUUAAAAUUGCAUUGGUGUAUUGAUUGUUUGUCAUUAAGUCCGCAUUAUUCUGCUCCAGAGGCAUGGGAGCCAUUGAAGAAGUCUCUGCACUUAUUCAGGGAUGGCAACAUUGGCAUAUCUGCAAAAUCGGAUUCCUGGAGUUUUGGUUGUGCUCUUGUUGAAAUGUGCACUGGUUUUACUCCGUGGGCUGGUUUAAGUGCAGAAGAGAUCUACCGUGCUGUUGUUAAGGAAGGAAGAUCACCUCCACAAUAUGAAAAAGUUGUAGGUCAUGGGAUUCCUACAGAACUAUGGAAGAUGAUUGGUGAGUGUCUACAAUUUAAGGCAUCGAACAGACCAACAUUUCAUGCAAUGCUUGGCAUAUUUCUCCGUCAUUUGCAAGGGAUACCUCAAAGUCCUGCUAUUCCUAAUACAGAACUUGCAAACUGUUCUGGAAUUGAUGUGCUGGAACAUUCUCCUACAUCCGUCCUGGACAUUUUCCCGGUCAAAAGCAACCAUCUGCAUCAACUUUUGUCUGAUGGCAACGUGGAUGGUGUUAGAGAUCUUCUUGCCAAGUCUGCAUCGGGUAACAAUGGCAACUCAGUUAUUUCUCUGCUUGAAGCACACAAUGCUGAUGGUCAAACCGCAUUGCACUUGGCUUGUAGACGGGGUUGCCUUAAACUUGUUGAGUCCAUUUUGGAGUACAGCAAUGUGGAUGUAGAUAUUCAUGACAAAGAUGGGAACCCACCAAUAGUGUUUGCUUUAGCAGCUGGAUCCGCAGAAUGUGUACGAGCUCUUAUCAGAAGAUCAGAUUAUGUAACUUCUAGGAUGAGUGAAAGCUUUGGCCGGUCGGUUGCUCAUGUUUGUGCUUAUUAUGGGCAACCAGAUUGCAUGUGGCUAGAACUUGCAUCAGAAGAAGAAAUUGAUGGAGCAAUUAACCUACCCAGUUCAGUUGGAGCUGCAGUAUGUCUGGCAGCUGCUUUAAAAAAAGAUCACGAAACAGAGGGCAGAGAGCUGGUGAGAUUACUUCUUGCUGCUGGAGCGAACCCUGCUGCCCAAGAUACUGAAAAUCAUCAAACAGCUUUGCAUACAGCUUCAGCAGCAAAUGAUGUUGGGUUGGUCAAGAUCAUUCUUGGUGCUGGCGUGAAUGCUAACUUACGAAAUGUGCAUGGUACGAUACCUCUUCAUUUAGCACUGGCUAAAGGUGCGAAGCAUUGUGUCGAAUUGCUCUUGGCUGCUGGGGCAGAUUGUAAUAUGCAGGAUGAGGAUGGUGACAACGCUUUCCAUAUAGCUGCUGAAGCUGCAAGGUUGAUACGUGAGAAUCUUGACUGCAUCAUCCUUAUGCUGCAAUGCUCGAAUGCAGCCAUUGAAAUAAGAAACAACAGUGGUAAGACAUUGUGUGACCUCUUGGAAGCCCUGCCCCGAGAAUGGAUUUCAGAAGAGCUUUUGGAAGCACUUGCUGAUAAGGGAAUUUCUUUAUCUCCAUCAAUGUGA